Molecule: messenger RNA, 2055 nt
Organism: Spirodela intermedia
Lineage: Eukaryota; Viridiplantae; Streptophyta; Magnoliopsida; Alismatales; Araceae
Source: the annotation of a GenBank genome assembly
AUGUCGUUGUUUCUGGGAAAUCUUUCCUCUCACAUUCAUGAAGACGAGCUGGAAAGGGUAUUUCGGCGAUUUGGUUGGUGUGAUGUACAGCUGAAAGAUGGAUAUGGAUUUGUGAUAUAUGAAGUACCUGAAAAUGCUGAGCGGGCUCUUAGAUCCUUGAGAGGGAAACAGAUAUGUGGCGAGAACAUUGCUAUCGAUUGGUCCAAAAAGCAACCGAGGCCAUUCCAACGGUUCUCAAGGGGUAGGAGGCCCUACGAACCAUACCAUGGGAGGAAUUUCCGCGAGGAUGAAAACAGUGAGAGGAUCAGGGAUCCACAGUAUCGUCGAAAUCUUGUAAUGGAUCGUGGGAGGCGUCCAAUGUUUGGACAGAGAGCUCGUCGCUUUGAUGAGACGGAUUAUAAUCAUGAAGAUGUUGGCAAUCAUAGAGAAGAAAAAGCUUUAGACGCUAAAGGGAAGAGCUUAAACGAAGGCGACGCCGUUGAACCUGACACGGCAGAGAAUGACCGGUGGGGGGAGCCUUCCAAUGGCUCACUGGAAAGGAAUGGUGCGGAUCGUGAAGCUGAUUUCGAACGUUACGAGCCUUCGCAUGGUGUUGAGAAGAGAGAUGAUAUCGAAAAUCGUCAAAUUCCUGGGUCAGAUGGUUCCUCUUUGAAAAAUUCACCUGACAAAGCCCAGAGAGAGCACUCAGGUGAUAAACAGCUGGAUAACCUGAAACAGCAACCGAUAUGCUAUAUAUGUGGAAUAGUGGGUCACAAGAUGCGCAACUGCCCUCGUGGCGACAGAUCAAGGCGAGACAGAUUUGGUAGAUUUGGGAGGAGGGACGAUGACGCAAGUUUUCCUGCUAGAGGUGAAAGGGGGUUGAGUAGAAAUGGACCCGACUCCCGGGGGCGGUUCAGUGCUGGUAGAGACACCUUGCUAUCAAGGCCUCACUCUGGUGACGCAAAGGGAUCUCAAUCAGAGAAGCUGAGAAGGCUGGAAAGGAUGAGGGAGAGCUCCCCAGAGAGUUCAGAAGAUCAUCUCCCUAGAGUUAGAAAAGAAUCUAGAGGGAGGAAAAGAGGUAGGCAUGAAAGUGGGGGCUCCAACAAAAAACGAAAGAAAAGAAGCAAAAGAAGGUCGCAGUCAUCCUCUCCACACUCUGAUUCUGCUGCAGGUAGCUCCAGGUCCCGCUCACGAUCCUCUAGAUCCGCCUCUGGCGUCAGCUCCCAUUCGCGUUCAAGGUCUGUGUCUUCUAGGUUACACUCCGAGUCGUCGAGCUCAAAGUCCGUAUCAUCCUACUCCAAAUCAAGAAACUCCGGGUCAAAAUCAAAGGCCAGGUCAAGGACCAGAUCAUUAUCCAUUACACUAGAUAAUAACUUGCCAUCUUUUCCAAAGGAUGCAGCUGCAGCUGCAGAUGCCAUCGACGCAUCUGCCAUGGACGAACUGCUCCAUGUCUCGGGUCCUGAAUCCAAACAACAGUUUGGCGACCAUUUAGUAGGUUCAGAGCUGAAAGGGACAGGGCCGAACGGUGCAUCUGAAGAUGAAAACGUGCUCACUUAUCCCAAGAUGGAUGCUGCCGCCUUGGAAGAACAGCAUCCUGGAGAUGCUUCCGAGGAUGGGAACUUGUUCGAUUUCAGUAUGGAAGAGAAGGAGAGAGAUUUGUGCAUGGAUCUGCUAGACAAGGUCUCAUAUUCUUCAGAAAAGUCCCUGGAGAACCUUGGAGAAGAGGACAAGGCAGAGGAAGCUCAGUCCCACAAGCUGGACCUGGAGAUCCAUGGUGGGUACCCCGACAGCAGAUCUUCGAAUAUGUCGUUCCAGGAGAUGUGCACCGUUCUCAGGCACUAUGGGCUGGCGGCUCCGGAUGAGAGUAGUGACCCAGGCUCGAGAUCAGUUGGCGCCUACUUCGGAUCCGCCCGCUUGUGGCCGUGGGAGAUGGUUUAUUACCGUCGGCUGAAGAAAGGUCCCAUCACCACAGAGAACUACGCCAGGCGUCUCGCGCAGAACAAGAAAUUCGGCAUCGUAGAUAAAUUCAUCAGAAGCAGCAGUGGCUGGGGAGAUAGCGAACAGGACGACAUUUGA